This is a messenger RNA of Nerophis lumbriciformis (worm pipefish), 948 nucleotides long. RefSeq names its product olfactory receptor 2AT4-like. Lineage: Eukaryota; Metazoa; Chordata; Actinopteri; Syngnathiformes; Syngnathidae. Gene Ontology annotation, cellular component: membrane. Gene Ontology annotation, molecular function: G protein-coupled receptor activity; olfactory receptor activity. The record is from RefSeq and is a predicted model, not a curated record. Gene Ontology annotation, biological process: G protein-coupled receptor signaling pathway.
AUGUCUUCCACCAAUGGGACCAGGAUACGACACUUCUUCCUCCUCGGGUUUGCGGGCCUUCCGCCAAAGUACUACGCCCCGUUGUCCGUCUUGCUUCUUGUCGUCUUCCUGGCCAUAGCAGGCGGGAACACGUUCAUUAUAAUCCUCGUUAAGAUGGACCGGCUCCUGCACAAACCCACGUAUUUGAUCUUCUGCCACCUGGCGUUGACCGACUUGGCCUUCGGCGCCGUGACCCUGCCGAGGAUCAUCUGGAAGUACUGGGUGGGGGACAGCCUCAUUUCCUUCCCCGCCUGCUUCGUUCAGAUGUACUUUGUGCACUUCCUGGGCGCCACGCACUCCUUCAUCUUGAUGGUGAUGGCUCUGGAUCGCCUCCUGGCUGUCUGCCUGCCCUUGCGUUACGUCGCCGUCUUCACCAACACCACCGUGACCGUGCUGUGCGGCGCCUCCUGGUUGAUGCCCAUCGUCUGGAUGGUGAGCCUGGUGCUGGAUGCCCUGACGCUGCCGUACUGCGGGUCCAAUGUGAUCGUGCAGUGCUACUGCGACCACAUCGGCAUCAUGGCGCUGAGUUGCGAGGAGACGCAGGAGGUGGAGGCGGUGGCCUUCGGUCUGGCCAUGUUCAGCCUGCUCUUCCCUUUAACGUUCGUCAUCGCGUCCUACUUGGUCAUCAUCGUGACCGUGAUGAGGGUAUGCAGCCCCAACAGCCGCAUGAAGGCGCUGUCCACGUGCACGCCACAGCUGCUGACCACGUGCCUCUACUACACGCCCAGGUGCUUCGUGUACAUGGCCAACAACGUGGGCUUCACCUUCAGCGUGCCCCUCCGCAUCACGGUCAUCAUGACGUACAGUCUGUUGCCCGCCGCCGUCAACCCGCUCAUCUACUGCUUCAAAACGCAGCACAUUAAGGAGACUCUGAAAAAGAAGUUCUGUAGUAGCAAAAUAAGAGCAUGA